This is a messenger RNA of Xyrichtys novacula (pearly razorfish), 9969 nucleotides long. The record is from the annotation of a GenBank genome assembly. Lineage: Eukaryota; Metazoa; Chordata; Actinopteri; Labriformes; Labridae.
AUGCGCAUCUUGUCAACCUGUAGUCCCUGUGAGGUCAACAUGUUCGUUCCCGGUUCCGUGUGCCCGGUCUGAGGUCCAAAUGUUGAGGCUGAUCGUCCGAAGGCUCCGGCCUGUCAACGGGCUGCCGGGCCUCCUCUCCGCCGGCUCGCAGCGCUCCCUGAGCGGCUCUGCUCCAGAGAUGCCCGCUGCCCAGGUGCGCAGACUCUUCCUGGACUUCUUCCAGGACAAACACGGUCACCGGCUGGUCCCGUCCUCCCCGGUCCGACCACGAGGAGACCCGAGCCUGCUGUUUGUCAACGCGGGCAUGAACCAGGUUAGUCUGAACUCGUCCGAACACUGAGGGCUGGUUGCUGACAGAGACCCGGAGGCUGCAUGUCUAAUAUAAUCCUGUAAUAAUAAUAAUGAUGAUAAUAAUAAUAAUGAUGAUGAUGACAGCGUGUGUGACUGUUAGACUGCAGACUGUUUAUGUGCACAGUCUUUAUAUCUCCGUAUUUUACAGUUCUUUGCACAGACACACGUUGAGCUCAGGGUCCUCUUCACUCCUUACAUCAGUUUUAAAGUUGAGGCAAUGUAAACACAGUACACUGAAUUAGUUUUUAAUUAGUGUCCCAUAUGACACAUGAUCAUUAUUCAUUUCAGUCAGACUUUGAAGCGGACAGAAGUUUUGCGACUUGUAUGAUUGUUGAACUAACAUAAUACAAAACAAGCCUCAUUUCACAUGGUUAUGUUUCACACAGUAAUAGUCACUGACAGAAAAAGAAACAAACAUAAAUCAUGUUUCUAAAAUUUUUAACACAGUGUUUCUUACAUACUUGUUCCCACAUAGUCGGGCUUCAGUCAGGAGCACAGCGGGUCACAGUCUGUCUGUGCUGAUGCUGCUGGUCUGCAGCACGGGCAACUUUACCUGUCAGGAAAAUCUCUGCGUGCUCAGGAAAAGUUCUCCACUAUCAUGUCUGUAGCUGUUGUGAUUUUCUUAUCAAAAUGAGCUCAGGGAGACCUGGUGCAUGUCUGCAGCUCGCUGCUGAGUCCACAUUGAGACAGGCUUUGAACUUAAAACACUGCCCUGAUAGCUAAGUAACAUGAGACCAUACAUUCCUGAGUCUGCUAGACCUCACAAGGUUUCUGGUUCUGGUUCCAGUUCAAGCCUAUCCUCCUGGGCACAGCAGACCCUCGCAGUGAGAUGGCGUCAUACCGCCGUGUUGUUAACAGUCAGAAGUGCGUGCGGGCAGGUGGGAAACACAAUGACCUAGAAGACGUAGGUGGAGACGUGUACCACCACACCUUCUUCGAGAUGCUUGGGAACUGGUCCUUUGGAGAUUACUUUAAGGUGAGGAGGGGGUGGGGCACCUGUGCACUGUGUGAAAGGACAGGAUGUUGAAUUAUUGUGUGUAUGUAUGUCUGUGUGCAGGAGGAGGCAUGCUGUAUGGCGUGGAGUCUCCUCACCCAGCAUUAUGGGAUACCUGCAGACAGACUGUAUGUGUCUUAUUUUGGAGGGGACUCUGGAUCAGGACUUCCUACUGAUGAAGAGACCCGACAGAUCUGGUUGGACCUGGGGUAGGUCUUUCUACUGCUGUGAUCCACGUCUGGAUCAGACAAGUUCUGUGUCAGACUCAGAGGUGGUCCAGGGUUGGUCUGGACCGUCUGAUGGUCUAACAUUCUGAUGGCGUGCUUUUCCUCAGGGUUCCUCCUGCUCGCCUCCUACCGUUUGGUCUGAAGGAGAACUUUUGGGAAAUGGGGGACUCAGGCCCUUGUGGCCCCUGCACUGAGAUUCAUUACGACCAUGUAGGGGGACGGGACGCAUCAGGACUGGUAAAUGCUGACAAUCCUGAGGUGGUGGAGAUCUGGAACCUGGUCUUUAUGCAGUACAACAGGUACAUACUCCCACCUGGAUGCAUACCUGAGAUAUAUAACUGGUCAGACCAUUUAAUGUGUGUGUGUGUGUGUGUGUGUGUGUGUGUGUGUGUGUGUGUGUGUGUGUGUGUGUGUGUGUGUGUGUGUGUGUGUGUGUGUGUGUGUGUGUGUGUGUGUGCGCGCCAGGGAGCUGGACCACAGUCUGAGGCUCCUCCCCCAGUUCAGUGUGGACACUGGGAUGGGACUAGAGCGACUGGUCAGCGUACUGCAGAGAAAGAGAUCCAACUAUGAUACUGACCUGUUCACACCACUGCUCCACCAGAUCCACCAGGUACACACCAAAACCACCUUCACCAGAUCCAUCAGGGACAUACUAACACCAGGUACAAUUAGGAAGAAGGUACAUGACAAAUUUAGGUAAACUUUGAACAAGGCAAUUUGAAAAACAGAUUUACUUCACAUCAAAUCCAAAACCAGGUACACCAAAUCAUAUAUAGUAUAACUCAAAAUAAGUGUACCAAAACAACAGGGUUCAUCAAAUCCAAUAGGUCCCACAUAUCCACCAUGUACCAGAGCCUCAAAGGUAAACUUCAAAACCAGGUACAUUAUACAACCAGACACAACAAAACCUUGGCGGUGUAUUCUGCCAACGGAUACCCCUGCCCAGCCAACGAGAUCCCAACACAGAAAUUGAAGUCAUGGAUUAAUAUUAACGUUUAAUUUUCAUUUUUAUCAAAACGGCCUAUAAAAUAUAAUUUGUGCAAUUUCAGACUCUGAAGCUUGCAAUCGUGUCAUUACUUUCAAAAUGUAUCUCUCCACUCCUCUGCGAUGAGCGGGGCUCUCUGCUGACUCCUCUCUCUAUUUCACAUUAUACACGCGUACUGACGUGCUACACCGCGGAGUUCAGAGGCGCGGCAUGUCAGCACCAUUGAGUCUGGUAUACUAUAUCACACCCUGCCAGUUUUGCAUAGGAUGGUUUUGACAACCCAGGAUUCUGGCUCCUUUCUAUCGUGUUUGCAGCCAACAAAACUAUUUAAAAAAAUGGUCAUGGAGCACCAAACCAUCCCCACACGUAGUAAUGUGGAUGCUGCAUAUUCUCUUGUGGAUGCUAGCUUAAGCAUCUCUCCCAGCUCCAAAACUAGCACUGGUUCAUCUCCCGCUACCCCGUAUGACGCCCCCCGCCAAAGUGAAAGCGCUAGGGGAAACACUGCUUGGUGUAAAUAAUAAGCCAAGUUCACUUGAGCCACUUCACAAACAGUUAAACAUCUUUCAGGUUCAUCAAAUCCACCAGACACUUUACAACCAUGUGCUUAGCGUCCACCUGGUACAUCAAUUCCACCAGGCUCAUGAGAUCCACAGGGCUUACCUGUCAACUAGGCACACCAAUAACCAUAUAUAAAACAUCCACAAAGUGUAUGAAAUCCACAAGGGGUAUGGAGAUCCACCAGAUAUUCAUUUACUGUACUAACCAGAAUGCUAUGAAAAUCAACUUGACACCUGGUCCUCAGGUUGUGCUUAGAAGUAUCAAGUGUUGCUGGGACUUACAGCCUCUUGUUGUCAUGGCAAUGUGUCUUCAGCGGUCUGGGGUGGAGCCCUAUGGUGGAAGGACAGGCGUGGAUGAUAAGGGAAAAGUGGACACUGCCUACCGGGUGGUAGCGGAUCACAUUCGGACGCUAUCAGUCUGCAUUGCCGAUGGAGUUCAUCCAGGCAUGUCAGGAGCAGAGUGAGUCAUCGACCAAUCAGCUGUCAACAGGCAGCUGGUGACCAAUCAGCUGACAGUGUUCUGUUUUUUAUAUCUAAUGUUUAUGUUUAUUAAGUUGAUACACUGCAGUGUGUUUAUAACUGCAGUUUCUUCUAAUGUUGUUCAUUUGUGUGUUUAUGCUUUGUGUAUUUUGUUGUUUAUAUUGUGUAUAAAUGAUGUGCUUGUGUGUGUUAGGUUGGUUCUGAGGAGGAUCUUACGCCGGGCAGUCCGGUUCUGCGUGGAGGUUCUUCAGGCUCCUCAGGGAACCCUGGCGAGUCUGGUUCCAACCGUCACACAAAUGCUGGUAAACCACAUUUCCCUUGAUCCUCCUGACUAGACCUAAAUCCAACUAGACAGAAUACCAGGAAAAGACUAAAACGUGUUCUUUCACUUUGCUGAUAAUGAUGAAUAAAGAUGAAUUUACUGGUCAAUUGAUUAAUUGAUGAUCUGUUUGGUUGUUUGUCUUUCUGUGCGACAGGGUGAUGUGUAUCCCGAGCUGCACAGGGAGGCAGACAGGGUGAGUGUUAAAAAGAUCAGAGAUUAACCUUUCAGUUGAGGUGUUCCGUAGGGCUCUGCACUAAGACUCCACAUUUUCAUAUUUCAGAUUUAUUAACUGAUGUCAGAUUGCCACCUCAGGACUUCAGACGGACCAAAUCAGAGUUUAGAGAGUUGAUAUCACAUAAUAAUCUAUCUACAUAUUCAGACAUUAAACAUAAAUCAGCUAUGUUUACAUGACCUCUGUGACUUCAGAUCGUUGGAUGUGAUUUAGAAAUUCUGAUCUCUGGUUCAGUCAGUGAAUAGACAGGUGUACAACGUCAUCAGCAGGUGUUUAUUGGCUGCUGUUGUCUUUCAGAUCAUGGAUGUCAUCAACGAGAAUGAAGCUCAGUUUCUGUCAUCUCUGCGUCAGGGCAGCAGGCUGAUCCAUCGCACCAUCAAGCGAAUGGACUGCAAAAAUGGCCUCUUUCCCGGUUAGUUCCUCCCUUAACCCUUUCACAGUGAACUCUAUAGGUAUCACCAGAACACCCACAGAGUUGUUUUUUUAUCAUUUCAGUUGCAAGUUUGGAUGUUAAAGAUGGAAAUAAGAACAGGUGGUGUUUGAUACAAGAACACAGAAACAUCUUCUAACAAAGCUUAAAUCUGUAAAUGUUUAGUCUGAGUUCAGUUCAGCUUUUCAGCUCAUUACACAAAAAAACCCAAACUAAACCUGCCAGUGUCUGUAAUGACCAUCAAACAGGAAGUAGUAGUUUGAAGAGCUUAAACUAUUGUGAGUUACUAAAUGUGGCACACGACAGUGUGCCAGUUAGCAAUGUUAAACGUUAAAAAGCCUUAGUCAGUAGGUGCGGCUUGGUCGGUUGUUCUGCCACACCCACAAUUUUUCAGAAAUUCAGCACCAAAACUGUGUUUUACUUUGAAAGACAUGCCUCACUGGACUUUAGUAUCAUGCCAAAAUCUACAAAAAAGUCUCCUUGACCCAUGUCAUAAAAUCAACAGGAAGUCUGCAAUUGUUAAUACAUACAACACACUUCAAACUAAUACUACUUAACAAUCAGCUUAAACCUGUGUGUGUGUGUGUGUGUGUGUGUGUGUGUGUUUUUGUGUGUGUGUGUGCACGCGCGUGCGUGCGCGUGCGCUUGAAUCAGCCUCAGUGGCCUGGUCUCUGCAUAGGGACCUGGGUUUUCCUUUAGACCUGGUUGAUCUGAUGUUGGAGGAGAAAGGUGUUCAGGUGGACCAUCAGAAGCUGGACCAGCUGAUUGCAGAGAACCACAAGGUGGCGCUUUAUUUUUUGACAUGUUUUUACUAAGAAACACAGUUUGAAUGUGAACUACAACUUCUAUGAUGCCCUUGGUUUUCCUUGACUUUUUUAAUAUAUGCAUUAGCUGUUGUUGAAAACUAAUGAUGGUACAGCCACAUCAGAUAAUCCCAGAACUAAAUGCAUCUGUCUGAAAUCCAAGAUCUAUGAAGACUUUUUUUGAAGGGGCUGUUUUUGAAGGGGCUGUCUGAAAGUGAAUAUAAGUUUAUGUAAUGUUGAGCACUUUUAUUUUGAAGGGGCAGACUGUGCUGUCUUUAUAAGAAAGGUGAAGCUGACUGUAUGUUACACAGUUUUUUUUUUGCAUCAUUAAAUACGCAGAAAAAAAUUGUUCAUAGUUUAUUGUGUUCAAGUCUUUGUGUUAAUGAUACCGUCUUUUCCAGGCGAGGUCUGAACAGCAGUCAGGUGUGCAGCCUCAGGUGAUGUUGGAUGUCCUGAGUCUGGCAGAGCUACAGUGUUUGGGAGUCCCUUUCAGUGACGACAGUCUGAAGUAUGAGUACAGGCUCCAGGACGGCAGAUAUGGUACAGACUUAGUUUUAUUGUUUGCCUGCUUUCUCUGAAUUCUAAUUUAUCCAAACCGAUGUAAAACAAGAGGAGGGAUUCACUCUGAGCCUGAACCUGAAGUUAAUGGCAUAGUUAAGGUCAUUUCUACUUCGAAAACUAAACUCCUGAAAUAAUGAAAAUGAGUGUUUGUCGAGAAGUUUGAACUUUUUUCCCUGCUGUGAGGAGAUUUUCUGGUUAGAUACAAAAUGAAAAUAAAAGAUUCGCUGUGGAUUGGUGCAGUGUCAGCGGUACUCUUCAGUGUUGCACUGGACUGUUUUGACGAGAGUUGAGCAGGGAGGCAAAGCUUUUAAGUUAGCAGUCAGUCCACGAUCCAAGGUUCGAUGGAUGGGUGGGUGGAUAAAGUGCGUGUCUCACCUGUCUAUGUGUGUUAAUGUCAGACAGGUAAUUCUUCUUCUCCUACAUCACUUUCUCUUGACCAGAGUUCCCAGCAUGCCGUACGGAAGUCCUGGCUCUGUAUGAUGGUCUAAAUCUGGUGUCAGAGGUCACUGAGGGUCAGCGCUGUGGUGUCAUCCUCAAACAAACCUGCUUCUACUCUGAACAAGGGGGGCAGUCACAUGACCAGGGCUACUUCACCCGGGAUGGCCUGCAGGUCAGCUGACCUGUAGAGGGGCAGUGCAUCAUGGGAAAUUUUUCUGCUGCAUGUAAAGAUAAGAUCUGAAUCCAAGUGUACCUACUGUCUGUUAGGAUGUCCUGUACCCUGUCGAGGCGGUGGUCCUGGCUGGAGGGUAUGUGGUCCACCAGGUGACUGCAGCAGACAGCCUGAAGGUUGGAGACCAUGUGCAUUUAUACCUGGACCAGGUGAGGAGAGACCGUCAGAGCUGAUCUGAGGGAACUCCAUGUUUUAAAGAUGGUCUUAGUAACUUAAACAGUCAUCUGCAUAGAAACAGAGAAUUGAAUGAAAAAAAUGUUGGUCCCAGUACAGAGUCCUGAGGGACACCUGUACAGGUAAAAUCUGAGCUGUUUCCUCUAAAAACCUGUACAGUUCCAGGACAGGGGAAGUGGGACAGGUGUGAAUGUGUUCUCAUGUUUCUCCUGUCCCUCAGGCGCACAGACUAGCCUGCAUGGUGAAGCACACAGCAACCCACGUCCUGAACUUCGCUCUCAGACAGGUUUUGGGUCCGUCAGUCCAUCAGAGAGGCUCUCACGUGUCCGCUGACCGACUCCGCUUCGACUUUAGUGUCAAGGUGUGAGCCACCUCACCUGUUGCUGUUUUACAAAUAAGACAGGAAGUGCUCACCUGUUGGUUUCUAAGUCACAUGAUGAGUUCCACUGUCUGUGAUUGGUCCUCAGGGUUCACUGAGUGUUGAGCAGCUGCAGCAGGUAGAGAGGUGUGUCAGUGACAUCAUCACAGCCAAUCAGGUGGUCUACUGCCAGGAGGUCCCCUUGCAGGCUGCCAGGAGCAUCAACGGGUUAAGGACAGUGGACGAGGUAAAAUCAUACCUGUCUGUCUUACCUGUCUCUCUGUUUGUACGUAUAUUAACUGUUUUCUCUCUUUAUCUGUCUCAGGUGUAUCCUGACCCCGUACGGGUGGUGUCUGUGGGCUUACCUGUCCCUGAACUGUUGGGGAACCAGUCAGACAGUGAGAUGUCUGUGGAGCUCUGCUGCGGAACGUAAGUGAUUUGGGAACACACCUGUUCACCUUUCUAACAUCACCUGAAGUCAAACUCAGACUGACAGCAUGAUGUAAUGUCACAUUGUUUUAAGUGUGACCACCAGGGGGCCACACCCAUUUCUUGUUACAGAUUUAGCAUAUGAUAAGAAAUUAUGUGUGUGUGUGUGUUCAGUCACCUGCUGCAGACUGGGGACAUUGAGGACCUUCUUAUUGUCUCUGAGAGACAGAUGGUCAAAGGAAUCAGCCGGAUCAUCGCCAUGACUGGACGGGAUGCAACAAGGGUCAGUAACACACACAGCACUGAUGUCUGCAGGGCCUUUUAUAACAGAUGUAACACCUGUCUCUCUGGUCGGGUCUUGCCUGUAGGCUCGGGAGGCAGGUCAGGUGUUGGCUCAGGAUGUGGACUCUCUAGCAGCCAGACUAUCUGACCACGCCCCCUCCAGCAUUGACUCUGCCCACUGCCUCACCAAGGAGGUUGGAGUUUUGUCUGAUGUAAGUAGUCUGUCUACCCAUGGUCCAUUGCAGCCUCAAUUGCAGCCAAAGUUCUUAUGUACCUGUAAAUGUGUGCAGUAAUUUCCUCAGUUCUGUCUGUCAGGUUGUAGUUUAACCCCCAAUUUUCACCGCAUCCGGAACGGCUCCGAUCCCAAACGGCAGCGAUAUUUUACUGUCCGCCAAUUCCCACCGGAUCCGAUGGUGAGGCGAAUUUCGUGGCAGAUUACAGACAGUGGUUAUCGCGAGAACUAACAAGAACCCGUUGAUUCACGUGCAAUCGCUCGAUAAUGAGUUGUCUCUAUAAAGACAGCCACGGAGGCUAACCAUGAAAGCAGCAGAUUGUGUCCUUCCAGAGGAGGAAAUCCUCCUCUAGACUUCUAAAAUCAGCAUCUGCUUAUCCAUGGUGUCAUUGGGGUGAAAUGCUGUCUGAAAACCUUUGACUUGUUCGUCCCCGCCUGUUGGCAUGGUGUGAAAUACGAUCCGCCUGAAACACGGAGUGUUUUAUUUUGAAAAGAAGCCACAUAUUUUAUUUUGUGUCUGUGACUGACUUCCUUUCCAGCACGGAUUAAUCUGUGCUGAAUUUAUCCAACAUGCUCUGGUGUCCGGAAAAAAUUGAACUCUUACGAUUGGUGGAUACGGCCUUUUUCGUAGGCGUACCGGAUGCGGUGAAAAUUGGGGGUAAAUCUCUGACCCUGGGCUUCGCCUGACAGGCUGGAGAUCUAUGCCUGACCCUGAGUUCCGUCUUGCAGGCUGUAGAUAACACCCCCAUCCCUCAGUGGCAGCGCAGAGAGCUCCAAGCUCAACUCAAAGCUCUGCAGAGGACCAGCAACACCUGGGCCAGGAAGCUAGAGACCAGAGAAGUACAAACACACGCUUAGGAAACACACUGAUACAGUAAUAAAGGCUGGUGUUUUUCUGAAUGCUUUUCCCAUCAUGCUUUGCUCAGGCUGCAGUUAAAGCUCAGGCCUUGCAGGAGAAGAACGGCAGGAAGGAUCUGCUGGUGGAUUUUGUGGAGACGGACUCGCUGUCGGUAAGACCAGGGACCCCUCAACCCCUCUUUAACAGAUCAACAAAGCAUACAUUUCCCAUAAUCCACCACUGACCACAGCUUCUCUCACCUGUCUUUGUUAGGUAUUGAUGAAAACUGUGAAUCAGCUAAGCGCAGUGGCGCCUCGCAGUCAUGUGAUGCUGCUUGCUCAUCAGAAGCAUUCUGGGAAAGUUCUUUGUGCCUGUCAGGUUCCAAAGGUAACCAUGACUCACUUGUCAGUGAACCACAGAGGAGGGCGCCAUGUUUGACGGUUCUGAUGGCUGUGCUCUCUCUCUGCAGGACUCCUCCUUUCUCCCGGCCUCCGAUUGGGCAGUGGCGGUGUGUCAUCAUCUAGGGGGGAGUGCUGGAGGCUCUGCACUAGUCGCUAAGGGAACUGGGAGCAGCAGUGACAUCACUGAGGCUCUGAGGUGGGCGGAGCAAUUUGCUCGCCAGGCAGUUCAAUGAUAAUGUCAUGAGUGACAUCAUUGUGACGUCACAGCGCCCUUGCUCGGUGCCAAGGCAUCUGCACCCUGAGGAACUGUCAGACAAAAGUUUGGGGGCGGGACAUGUGAACUUUGGACGCUGAAGUUUGGGUGACCAAUUUUUAGUGGGCGGGGCUCUACUUUGCAGUUGGCGGCCAAUCAGAGGCUUUGUGAUGAGGCUGUUUGUGAGCUUCAUCGAGGUGUUAAUACUGAGCAAGCAGACUCUGGCUAUAAACUAUGUAAAAAACAUAAAACACCUAUUUCAGGGGGACGUAAGCCCCGCCCACAGCUCCUCUCAUUGGAGGAGAGUCAAAGGUGAAAGUUUCUUAUUUAAACUGCAGAGAUUUUAUAAAUGUAAUUAUUUGUUUAAAUAAAUGAAGCAAUGAACCUUCA